Messenger RNA from Dibothriocephalus latus, 282 nucleotides. The record is from the annotation of a GenBank genome assembly. NCBI's taxonomy places the organism in Eukaryota, Metazoa, Platyhelminthes, Cestoda, Diphyllobothriidea, Diphyllobothriidae.
AUGAUCGAGGAUGACGCUACGCAAGUUAUAAUUGUUCCUCCUGAACUAUUUAGUCAAUCGUACUGGACAGAGGAGCUAUCGGCUGACUGGGUAAUAGUGCAAAACCCGGGUUCCGAUACUGAACACCUGACUGAUUUGGAUGACGCAGAACAUGAACAGGAGGGCGAAAUUAAUUUCAGUUUUGGCUACGCAGACGGCUUUCUUCUGUUCGCAGCGGUCUAUUUACCCCUCAGAGGGAAUGUGAUUAUUAUGGACGCACAACCAAAUUGUGGCGAUAAAUAG